Messenger RNA from Rhizophagus irregularis DAOM 181602=DAOM 197198, 555 nucleotides. The record is from RefSeq and is a predicted model, not a curated record. Lineage: Eukaryota; Fungi; Glomeromycota; Glomeromycetes; Glomerales; Glomeraceae.
AUGGUGGUAAUUCCAAGAAUAGAAUACCAAUUACAAGCAAUAGUAUUGAGUAAAGAGGAAUGCGAAUUUUUGAUGCAAAGAAUUAAUUGUUUGGUGAAAAGAUGUGCAAAUUUAUCAAGAUCGACACCAAAUUUCAUAAUUUAUGAAAAAGAAAUUUAUGGACUGAAAAUAAUAUAUGAUUUACAAUUAGAAAGUAUAAGUAAGAAUAUAAUUUAUCAAGCAAACGGUAACGAAAAAUUGAGGAGAUUAUUUAAAAUAAAAAUGAUGCAAGGACAAAAGAAUUUGGACUGCAAAAUGUAUAGGAGAAAUAUUUAUAAAGGAGUAAAUUGCUGGAUAAGAGACGCAAUUAAUUUGUUAAAAUCGGGAGACAUGAGUAUAUGUAUACAUGAAAUUGUAGAUAAAGAUGUAAAUCAUAAAAUUAAAGGAGGAAAUGUAGAAGUUAUUGAUCUUAUGAGUAAAAAAGAAAUAUUAAAAAGUGCACAAUCAAGAAGAACAAAAGGAGUAUUAUUUUUAGAACAAGUACUAGAAAGUGAUAAAGAACAUUUAAUGAAGUAG